AUGCCGGAAAUUGAAGAGCAAGAAACCGCUGUCGUCUACCUCAAAGAGGUGCAAGGUGAAGAAAACGAGGAAACACACGACGAGAAGGAGAAUAAGAAGAAGCGCGAUUGGGGCUUCCACCUACCCUCGUUCAAAAUGGGUGGAAGCAGAAGGUCGACCAAAGAAGGCGAAGAGCCCUAUCCAAUCGUUUCUGAACCUUAUGAAGGCCCACUCGACUCUGUGGAUCGUGAGAACGAUCUGGAAAAAAUCCCACUUGACACCACUCCAGUACCAGAGUCCAAAACAACAACAAUCACCACCACUCGUCGCUUUUUCCUGUUUGGCCGAGUCCGCCACGAAGGUGAAGAAGAGGUUAUCGAGCAAGAGCACGUAAAGCCAGACACCUACGGACUAGCUACCACAUCUUAUGAGGGUCCACUCGAAGAGUUGCCACGCGAAGAUGACCUCGGUGCCUCACCUCUUGGUGAACAUGCGGCUGUCUACCAUCCGGGUGAUUCUUGGCUUACCGCUAACGAGCAGAAGAAGAAAAAGACCAAGAAAGACAAAGCCGCUUCCCCAACCAUGCCGGAAAUUGAAGAGUCCAAGCAAACCGCUGUUGUCUAUCUCAAAGAGGUGCAAGGUGAAGAAAACGAGGAAACACACGACGAGAAGGAGAAUAAGAAGAAACGCGAUUGGGGCUUCCACCUACCCUCGUUCAAAAUCGGAGGAAGCAGAAGGUCGACCAAAGAAGGCGAGGCCCUAUCCAAUCGUUUCUGCCUUUGGGCCCACUCGACUCUGUGGAUCGUGGCGUCUCGGGCUUCCAUUUGGCCGCCGCACCGACACACCGAGUCGUUGCUGUGCCCAGUGGUGAGGAGUGGAAAUGACGGGGCGGCUGUCGUUUACCCGGGUGCCAGUCCGAUGGUACAUGAAAAUCUUCCACAUCACCCGUUGUCAGAUUCAGUGAAUUUGCAUGCCAACUAUGCAACCUAUCCAAGAAAAACUCAACGUUUGCGGAUUUUCUCUCGAUUUAUCCAUCCCGGUGAAGUAGAGAUGAUUGAAAAGGAAAAAAUUGACAAGUCACUAUAUCCAAUACAAACAGCCACGGAAGGAGAUGUCGAUGUAAUGCAAAGAAACUCGGAGAUGGUUUUCUCGAAUCUAAAAUCAUCGUGUGAAGCCUAUCACGAGGGUCAAUACCACAAACUGCCCAUUGUGCCUCCAUUCACCCCAACAAAGUCCUAUCAGCCUCAACUAUCAGCUGAUGCGGCCACUUCUCCAAUCCAUAACCUUGAACCGCUAGCCGAGCUGGAGUCACGGCUUUUCAAUUUGCAAGACGAGAUCAAUGGGCCUGAGACGGAGAUUGUCGAGGUGCGCAUUGAGAGACGUUGCGAGAUCGAACUGCGUCCCGUGUACACACUGAAGAGCAAAAAGCCGCGUCCAGCGGGGGGCGGGGUUUCGCGUGGAGUGGCGGAGAGAAAAGAUAUCCACUCCACUUUCACCACAACUCCCCCGCCAACAGAGGAAGAGGACCAACCCUCAACCAGUGCGACCAUGCCAUCGGGUCGAAACUUUCUUCAACGAAUCGGCCUAUUCAAGAAUGGGACGUCAAAAGAAAAGAAGAAAAAGUCGAAGAAGGGAAAAGAUGGGACGGAUACUUCGUCUUCGAGCUCGAGCAGUGAAGACGAGAAGGCUGUUGUCGUCGUUCGUCAAAGCACCACCACGACGACAGCAAAUCGAUCUCCUGGGGAGAUGCCACCGCAGACGUUGCACUACACGCCGGCCGAUCACUCGUGCGGUGUGGUGAUCAGGCAAGAAACCGAUCAAACCACGUAUCGCCUUGUCGGCAGCGGAUUGACGCCGCGCGUCGAUCCGAAUAAUCCGUCACUGCCGUCAACGAUGGCUCGAGCGGAACGACUGAAUUUACGGUCGCCGCGUCUAGAGCACGCCGAGCGGAUUCUCACUAUCCGCGGUGCCUCCGAUCUGCCGGUCUCCCUCGCGGAGAGCGGACAGCCACACACUACGGUACAGCGAUGGCAAGAAACGAACAUUCUCCCUGAUCAGGUGGUCACUGAAGUCGACGAAGAUGGAAACACAGUGACCCGUACGAUUAAAACGUCUCAAGUCAAAUCGACCGUCCAGAAGCAAACUUUCCAAAACUUUACGGUACCCGAAGAUGAAAAUACGAUUUCAACAGUGGAACGUGUCCGCGAACAAGUGGUUCCCCGAACAUCGCCCGACAAAUCGGGAAAGCUCGUUGAAACCCACACUCGCACAGUGGCCUACGAGAACGGAGCACAGCCCGCACAAGAGGAUCUCGGUGAAUUCGUUUCUUCAAAAACAGUGACUUCUGGAAAUCGAACCGUUGAGACAAUCACCUACAAGACGGAAAAAGAUGGAGUGGUUGAAACUCAUGUUGAGCAUCGAGUGACAAUCCAUUCCGAUGACGCCAUUGAUCAUGAUGCGGAGCUUUCAAAAGCUAUUCUCGAGGCCACUCAGAUGAACCCGGACAUGACCGUGGAGAAGAUCGAGGUCAAACAAGAGGCGACACAA
Molecule: messenger RNA, 2526 nt
Organism: Mesorhabditis belari
Lineage: Eukaryota; Metazoa; Nematoda; Chromadorea; Rhabditida; Rhabditidae
Source: the annotation of a GenBank genome assembly